Exophiala spinifera is the source of this 660-nucleotide messenger RNA. RefSeq lists its product as uncharacterized. Bases 1 to 660 code for a protein of 219 amino acids. The record is from RefSeq and is a predicted model, not a curated record. NCBI's taxonomy places the organism in Eukaryota, Fungi, Ascomycota, Eurotiomycetes, Chaetothyriales, Herpotrichiellaceae. The transcript has a single exon.
AUGACUGGUACUGCCACCGGUGGACAUGGGUCGCCUGAACCCGAACCUCUCUUGACUUCAAGCUCAACCUCGCCUAGCAAUGAAACUUCUGACACAAAGACCGUGGGAUCUUCAAGUGCACCUUCUACACCCUCUUCCUCAGAAUCAUCACCAGCAGACCAGAACAAGAGGACGAAUCUGUUUGGCCGAAUCUUUUGCCGCAAAGGAAAGGGCUUGAAGAAUCUACUCGCUCAAGAUGUGGAGACUCAACGACGAGCCGGGGAGGAGAAAAAAGAACGUGCAAUAAAGUGGAAACGGGUUGGAGAUGAUAGAAUGGGUGUUGCGAAAUUCGGAACUAGUGAAAACGAGGCACAAGAAGAUCAAGACACCAACAAUCCACCCAAAGCGGGGGAGAAGAACACCAAACAUCAGUACCUUAGUGGAAUUUUGUAUGGCUUCGACCCGAAUGCUGGCAAGUUACAAGUGAACCAUGGUCAUCAGGUUUCGCAUGAGGACGAAGCGGGGGCCGACGAGUUAUCGCCACAACCCUCCGAGACUUCGGAAUCGAAGCGCCGACGCGGCGAGACGUGGGGAGUUGACCACAAUAAACCUGGCAUGCGUGAUCGAUUUAGGGGACACAGGCAUGGAGGUGAUGAUGUUGAAAACGGCACCUCGUUUUGA